AUGUGGGGCUUAUCUUUCCAGAGCCUUCUUUCCACCAAUAAUGAAAUCUAACUUGCAGAAAUCAAACAGAAGUACCAGGCAAAGAAUACCUAUGAGGAAGUUCAGCAGCCUGCUCACAUAGGCAUCAGGGACCAGGAGUCAGAGUAGUUCCACAUAUCCACCAGGCUGGAAGCAGGCAUGAUAGUGACAUUUUCCUUAGCCUAUAAGUUCAUGAUGCAGUGGCACCAGCUGUUGGUGAGCCUGAGACAAUUUGUGAUAAGGAUAAGCAUAGAAUCCACAGAGUCAGAAAGGCCAGGCAUUGCCUAUGUAAAUAUGACAUCCCUGAGAACCAGUCAUCUAUUAACAAAUACCCACACAAUCUCCAUAGUAUCACUGCAAGACCAGUCAGCUCUCUCUAGCUCAGGUAUUGUGUCAGACUUCAUGGCACAGUAUGAUGUGGUCAUGGAGAACAUUAUUGGAGAAGUGUAGGUUUAUGAUGGCCUUUUACUUCAUUACUUUGUCCCUAAAGUCCUCCUACCUGUGGAGAAAGAUGUGAGUUUUAUUAUAGAUGUGAGCAGCUCUAUGUUUGAUGCCAAGAUGAAGCAGAUUUAGAAGGCCAUAAAUGUGAUCCUCAUUGACCCGUGAGUCAAUGACUACUUCAACAUCAUCUUUUCUGAAGUUAGUGUCUGGCAAAUUGGAGGUUCCAUCCAGGCCACCAUUCAGGAUGUCCACAAUACCAAGUUAGGGACUGGCAUCACAGAUCUGCUGGCAGAUACAUCAAUGCUCAACUAUAGCAAUAACAAGCCAAAGAGGGGGGUUCAGUGUGGAGAAGAUCCCUCUCAUUAUCUCCUUGGUGUGAUGACUCUCAGUGUGAUCCUCUCCACUGUCCAUCAGGCACUGGGCCACAAGCUAUUUCUUUUCAGUUUGGUCUUUGGAGACGAUGCUGACUUCCUGCAACUGUGCUUCCUUUCCCUGGAGAACCAGGGAACAGCCCAGAGAAUAUAUAAGGAAGUUGAAGCAGCUCUGCAGCUGUAGGGCCUCUAUGAGGAGAUUGGCAUACCUCUGCUCAGAGAUGUGCAUCUUGAUUACUUGGGUGGCUUUUGGGGGGCUUCUACUUAGGCUUUUCCCCCCAUCUACUUUAGUGGCUCAGAGUUGGUGGUGCAGCCAGGUGAUCAGGAAUAGGGCAUCCAUCUGGCAGACUGUGGCCCAUAGAAUCAGCUUCACAUGGCCUACCGCAGUGAGGUGGUCACCAGGAGCAGCCAGGCUUUUGCCAGCUCAGGGGAGCCAGGCUCAAAUGUAACACUUAUUAGUUACCUCUGGUCCUACAUCAUUUUACAGCUUCUAGAGGCAUACUUCCAGGCCCAUGAGAGUACCACUCAUCAUCUACUGGAGGUCAAGGCCCUCAAACUAUCCCAUGAAUACAAUGCUGUCACACCUCUGAAUCCCUUGAUCUUACAGGCCAGAGAAGGGAUCUGGAGACAGGCCCUUACCACAGGCAGGCCAAGUACCAUCAUGGCUUCAUAUACUAGCAGGCAUGGCCUAGGAGCAGGCAUAGACCAUCCAGCCUGGCUCAAGGUUUCCUCUCAAUCAAGGACUAUGAAACUAAAGUCAUACCUGUGUUCAACUAUUCCUGCCUCUACAAAGAAGAUUCCCAGAUCCAAGAAACUGUAGCUACUGGGCCAGAGUCCUACAACCCUAUCAAUCCCAGUAUACCCUAACCCUAAACUAGCACAACAGGAUUUUGCCACCUUGGCACAGCUGAUUUUCAGGAUGAAACCUGCUACUCUUAUACCCUUAGUUUCUGGUGCUCUGUUGCAUCUGAAGCUGAGCUCUCCGUUACUCCAGAAUCCCUAUAUUCCAUUAUUCAUGAAUUCCAAGUCAUAAGUCUCACCUCUGAAUCCUGGUACCCCAUCUAAGUCCAAAUCUGACACAAUUAAACCUGUUAUACAACUAUAUUCCAAACCUGGUGCUCCAUCACAACCUAAACUACAUAGUGUUUCCAAAAUGGCAAACAACCUGCCUAUAACUUACACAAGUAUCCUCUUACACAACACUCCUAAAAUUCCACCAUCUUAUAAGCCUAGCCCACCUCACCAAGCUUCCUAAAAUCUAUCAUUCUGUAAACCUGAAACUUCAGCCCCCCAUAUAGCAAAGACUCCACUCACUUUGAGACCUGGCAAACCCAGGCCCUCACCCCCUCAGAGCCUAAACACAAGUACAGUUUCACAUACCAUAUGUCCCAGAAAAAGCUACCACCCAAAUAUGCUGAUCUUGCAGCCUCCCAGCUCCUUCCCUGAAGUUAUCAGCCUGUUCCUUCUUCCAGAGGAAGUAGAGCUACUGUUUGAACCACUGAUGAAAUACACAUUUGUGAAGUCUUUAAAUCCAACAGCUUUCUAUACCUUCCUCACUCCUGACAAAGAUGAUGAGUGAAAUCCACAUUGCAGUGGCAGUUCUGAGGACAUCUUUGGAAGAGCUAGAGGCAGCAUGAAAUUUCAGGAAAAUUCUAUGAAAAUUAACAACAUUCCACAUUCCAAAUAGAAACUCUGCUUUACACUGGAUAGACACCCAGGAGAACUACUGCAUCUCAAAGAGAACAACCACAUCUACUUCCAGGUCAUCACCUCUGCAGAUAGACCUCAGGUCUAUGCUGUCACUGUCACUUGCAGCUUCAUAUCUGUGUGAGCUCAAAGCAAGAGCCAACCUGACUUCAGCUCUACCGAGAUGGCCAAGCAGGCAGACGACGACCUGGAGAAAAUUGAGAACAAAGCAGAAUUCACCAUAGACCUGCUUUCCAGUUACCUGCAAGCUUUCAAGAAAGCCCUGGUCCUGGUCAUGCCGGUGCAAGAGCAGACCAACAAAGAAACCAGCAAGCAUAAAAUUGUCUGUUUGGGCCCGAAGGAAGAAGAUGGCACUCAGUUAGAUUUACCUGCCCGGGAGCUACUUCUGGCAGACCAGAAAAUUGAGAG
This is a messenger RNA of Echinops telfairi (small Madagascar hedgehog), 2945 nucleotides long. RefSeq names its product inter-alpha-trypsin inhibitor heavy chain family member 6 (gene ITIH6). The record is from RefSeq and is a predicted model, not a curated record. NCBI's taxonomy places the organism in Eukaryota, Metazoa, Chordata, Mammalia, Afrosoricida, Tenrecidae.